Molecule: messenger RNA, 1071 nt
Organism: Adineta ricciae
Lineage: Eukaryota; Metazoa; Rotifera; Eurotatoria; Adinetida; Adinetidae
Source: the annotation of a GenBank genome assembly
AUGUCAGAAUCGUGUGAGCAUCCAUCUUGUACUCGUACUGCCUUGCAAAAAUGCUCGAAUCAUUGCCAAUUGGACCUAUGUGAAGAACAUUUCACUGAACAUAGGAAUCUGUUUCUUGUUCAAUAUGAAAAAUCGUUUAGUCACAUUGGAAAAUCAUUCACCGAAUUGAUCAAGUUGAUCGACGAACAAAAGGCCAACUUAAAUUCAAAUUAUCAAAAACAACGUGACUUAAUCGAUGAAAAUUACCGAACAAAACGAGUUGAAACCGACGAAAAAUCUCGACUGGUACAGUCUGUGCAAAAACUAAUCGAAACUAAAGUUCAAUUAUUAACCGAUAUGAAACAUGAUAAGGCCAUGGUAAAUCAACAUGAUAUCGAACAAAUGAAGUUGUAUUUACGUAAACUUCGACAAUAUCCUCUAAAAGAAGAAGUUAUUGUUAAAAAGAUUGAAAGGGCGUCAACCAAUUUGAAUGUCGAUCAAAGAGAACGCAUGGAAGAUGAAGAUGAUGACGAGGAGGGCAAUGGUGACGACGACGACGACGACGACAACGAUGAUGAUGAUGAUGAUGAUGAUGAUGAUGAUGAUGAUUUUGGCCCUUCGCAAAAAAAGCCGAGGAACGAAUCGGUUAAAACGAUAUUGUACCAUGAUUUUUGUCCUUUGACUCAACUUGGUGUAUUUGGAUUCGAAGAAAAGCACGGCGUUCGUCUGUGUUCAACAGAGAAGAACCGCGGUGAUCGACAAUUACUUGCGCAUUUACAGAACUAUCAUCAUCUAACAGCAUCAAUAGCCUACCGAUUAACAAAAGCUGUUCGCCAUGGUUUAAAUCCACGAACAACACGCAUUUUCUCAUCCGAACACAAGUUAUCCGAUAUACGCUGUGAAUUAAUGGAAUGCCCGUUGAAAACGAUGAAAGUCGCUAACUGUAAAAGUAAACUUUAUCAAACGGGAUUGAAACAGCAUCUAAUCAAUGUUCAUCAAUUAACAUUAAAAACAACGAGUAAAAUUCUUCAGGCAGUGAAAGCCGAUGAAGGUCUAACCCAUCUUGAACUGGAUAAAGAUGAAUUGAAAUGA